AUGGUCCUGCGCCGGCUGCUGCUCGCCCUGCUGAACGACCACCGGCUCCUGGAGCGGCUGGCCGAGGCGAGGCCUAUCCGGGCGGCGGCGCGCCUCACGGCCGCGGCCCUGACGCGCGGACUGCGCCUGCGCGACACUUUCCUGCGCGAGCUGAAGGAGGAGGCCAAGGCCAGCGGCUGGUCCAAUGAGGGUCGCGGAAAGGACAAGGGGCGGGAUCCCUGA
Molecule: messenger RNA, 222 nt
Organism: Podarcis lilfordi (Lilford's wall lizard)
Lineage: Eukaryota; Metazoa; Chordata; Lepidosauria; Squamata; Lacertidae
Source: the annotation of a GenBank genome assembly